This is a messenger RNA of Pisolithus orientalis, 216 nucleotides long. RefSeq lists its product as uncharacterized. The transcript has 2 exons. NCBI's taxonomy places the organism in Eukaryota, Fungi, Basidiomycota, Agaricomycetes, Boletales, Pisolithaceae. The coding region runs from base 1 to 216 and encodes 71 amino acids. The record is from RefSeq and is a predicted model, not a curated record.
AUGUCUUCAUUGACAGACCCAGAUGAUGAUCCACUUCAUUUGCAACGAAUCAUGUUUGAUGCUGGAGCGGGCACUUCGAAAUAUCAGUUGUUGCUUGACGUUCGCGCCACAGAGCAAGCCAAGUGGUCAGGUGCAACUAUUUCGAGGGACACCACCAACACCAACACGCAAGGUCCGAGUACAAGCUCUCAAACACCCUCCGCAUCAGUGGUUUAA